CUCUCUCUCUCUCUCUCUCUCUCUCUCUCUCUCUCUCUGUGGGUUAAUUGCACACUGAUGGCUUUUGGGAUGGAAUGAACAAAACCCUAGGCCUUACCACUUCACCUCCAUUUGACUGAAGCUGUGUAUGCCGUUGCAAGUGGCCCUCAUCGACGCCGGUACAAAGUUUUCCCAGCAUCCAAACCGUGGGCGAAUCCUCUUCUCAUCCAUGGCACCUCACAAGAAAUCUAAGAAAAGCAAAAGGGAACUAAAAAAUUUGAAGAAACGCAAAAACGUAAAUGGUGUGGUUCACGUAGAACCCAAAACUAUUGAAUCCGACUGGUGGGAUACUUUCUGGCUCAAGAACUCUUCAACCCAAGGUUGUUCGGUGCCCAAUGAUGAAGCUGAAGGUUUCAAGUAUUUCUUCAGAGUUUCAAAGAAGACUUUUGGAUACAUCUGUUCUCUUGUAAGAGAAGAUCUUAUAUCGAGGCCACCAUCGGGGCUCAUCAACAUUGAGGGAAGGCUUCUUAGCGUUGAAAAACAGGUUGCGAUUGCCUUGAGAAGGUUGGCAUCUGGUGAGUCCCAAGUGUCAGUUGGGGCUGCAUUUGGGGUUGGCCAGUCCACGGUUUCUCAGGUGACAUGGAGAUUUAUCGAAGCACUGGAAGAGCGUGCCAAGCAUCAUCUGAAGUGGCCUGAUUCCAAUAGAAUGGAGGAAAUCAAGUCCAAAUUUGAAGCAUCCUUUGGGCUGCUGAAUUGUUGUGGAGCCAUUGAUGCAACACACAUCAUCAUGACCCUUCCAGCUGUACAAACCUCAGAUGAUUGGUGUGACCCAGAGAAUAAUUACAGCAUGCUCUUGCAGGGAAUUGUCGAUCAUGAAAUGAGAUUUCUUGAUAUUGUUACAGGUUGGCCGGGGGGAAUGACGGUUUCUAGGCUAUUGAAGUGUACUGGAUUCUUCAAACUCUGUGAGGGCGGAGAGCGUUUGAAUGGAAAUGUAAGAACUUUAUCUGGAGGAGAGGAAAUUAGAGAAUUUAUAGUUGGUGGGGGUGGGUACCCUCUUCUUCCUUGGCUCUUAACUCCUUACGAAACUGAUGGUCUCUCAGCAUCUAUUUCCACUUUCAAUGCUAUGCACGAGGCUGCAAGGUUGCUUGUGGUGAGAGCAUUCUCACAGGUAAAGGGUAGUUGGAGAAUUCUUAAUAAGGUAAUGUGGAGACCUGAUAAGCGAAAAUUGCCAAGCAUUAUCUUGGUAUGUUGCUUACUGCACAAUAUUAUAAUCGACUGUGGAGAUAAUUUACUUCAAGAUGUAGCUUUGUCUGGUCAUCAUGACUCGGGAUAUGGAGAACAGUUCUGUAAGCAAGCUGAUCCGUUGGGAAGGACACUGAGGGAAAAGCUGGCCAAAUACUUCCACCAUAGCAAAGAGAAAGCUCCAUCAAAGUAAUCUGUUUCCAUUCUUUGCACAGUACUAGUUCAACCUCCAGAAUCUGGUUUCUUGUAAAGCUUCAUUUUGCUGUGGGAGCAAAGACUAAGAUGUGAACCAUUUUGUUCUUGAAGAGCCAUUUGGUUUUCUGAACAUAAAUUAUAUUGAUAUUUUCCUAUCUGUUUUGGGAAAAUGUCGGGAUCACAGAUUCUUUGCAUCUAGAGGAUCAGUUUCGUAUAGUGUGGAUUUAAUCUCAUUCUAACAACUACUGUAAUACUGUAAUAAAAUAUAGAGGUUUCGUAUGAUUAA
Molecule: messenger RNA, 1702 nt
Organism: Juglans microcarpa x Juglans regia
Lineage: Eukaryota; Viridiplantae; Streptophyta; Magnoliopsida; Fagales; Juglandaceae
Product: protein ANTAGONIST OF LIKE HETEROCHROMATIN PROTEIN 1-like
Exons: 3
Coding region: 128-1414 (428 amino acids)
Cellular component (GO): ESC/E(Z) complex; PRC1 complex
Molecular function (GO): chromatin binding
Source: RefSeq, a predicted model, not a curated record